Messenger RNA from Vigna umbellata (rice bean), 5587 nucleotides. The record is from RefSeq and is a predicted model, not a curated record. Lineage: Eukaryota; Viridiplantae; Streptophyta; Magnoliopsida; Fabales; Fabaceae.
UGAAAUAUGGUUUUUUGAGAAACGCUGAGAUCCGGUUCCACACUUUCUCUCUCUAUCUCUAUCACCUUCUCUCUCUUCCCCCCCUCUCUCUCAAGGUUCUCUUUGUCCCUUAUCACCUCACGUUCUCACUUUCUUGCCCCCAUACAGGUUUUCCACCAGCCAAGAAACGGAUAGGAAAUUUUCAGAGGCACCACCGUUCAGAGAGCACAUCAGAACAAGACUCUCUUUCUCUCUCUGUCUUUCUCUCACUCUCAGCUACAUGGCCUCACUCUUCGAUCUGAAUCCACGUCUCUGAACUCAUUCCGUCGCCGUUUAAUCCCUUUAACCUCUCCAAUCUACGCUUUCUUUAUAUUACCGUGUACGAGCUCCGCGGAAGCCCUAAAUUGCUGUGCGGCGCGCCGAUUAGGCUGCCGCGUUUGGUAUCGUGUUCGAUCUCGCCGAACGGCGUCGUGUGGCUCAGCCCUGCGAACCCUAGGUCGUUGGAUCUGGAGGCGGAGGUCGCGUUCGCGGCGCUGCGGUUUGCUUUACGGUGAACCCUAGGUUUUUUUUCUGUGGCUGCCCAUGCUAUUGGGUUGGUUUUGAUGCCGCCUGAACCAUUGCCUUGGGAUCGAAAGGACUUCUUCAAGGAGAGGAAGCACGAGAGGUCUGAGUCACUUGGGUCAGUCGCCAGAUGGAGGGAUUCCUCGCACCACCGCGACUUCAAUCGCUGGGGAUCCGCCGAGUUUCGCAGACCGCCAGGGCAUGGUAAGCAGGGCGGUUGGCACCUGUUUUCUGAGGACUCAGGUCAUGGGUAUGCAAUUUCUCGGUCAAGCAGUGACAAGAUCCUUGAGGAAGAUAGUAGGCCCUCGAUUUCACGAGGUGAUGGGAAGUACGGCAGGAGCAGCAGGGAAAAUAGAGGACCCUUUGGUCAGAGAGAUUGGAGAGGGCAUUCGUGGGAACCCUCCAAUGGUACCGUGAAUUUACCCAGAAGGCCGCAGGAUAUGAACAAUGAUCAGAGGGCUGUGGACGACGCCCUAGGAUACUCUUCUCAUCCACAUUCCGAUUUCGUGAACUCUUGGGAUCAGCAUCAUCUUAAAGACCAGCAUGAGAAGAUAGGUAGUGUCAAUGGGUUGGGAACUGGCUCCAGAAGUGACAGAGAGAACUCUCUGGGUGACUGGAAGCCGCUUAAAUGGACCCGUUCUGGAAGCUUGUCUUCUCGAGGCUCGGGUUUUAGCCACUCAAGUAGCUCAAGGAGCAUGGGAGCAGCGGAUUCGCAUGAAGAGAAGGCUGAGUUGCAACAGAAAAGUGCAGCUGCUAAUGAGUCACAUUCAGGGGAAGCCGCUGCUUGUGCGACAUCUUCUGUGCCAUCUGAAGAUACGGCUUCUAGAAAAAAGCCAAGGCUGAAUUGGGGCGAGGGACUUGCAAAGUAUGAGAAGAAAAAAGUCGAGGUGCCUGAUGCAAGUGCAAACAAAGAUGGUCCUGUCUUGUCUGCUAGUAUCACCGAACCUUGUAAUUUCCUCAGUACCAGCUUGGUUGACAAAAGUCCAAAAGUUACAGGAUUUUCUGAAUGUGCAUCACCUGCAACUCCAUCUUCUGUCGCCUGCAGUUCCUCUCCUGGUAUGGAUGAUAAAUUAUUCGGAAAGACUACAAAUGUAGACAAUGAUGUUAGUAAUUUGACUUGUUCACCCGCUCCUUUGUCUGAAAAUAAUUUGCAGAGGUUUUCCUUUAACUUAGAGAAAUUUGAUAUGGGCUCCUUGAAUAAUUUGGGUUCUUCAAUUAUUGAGCUGGUACAAUCUGAUGAUCCAACUUCUGUAGAUUCUGGUCCAAUGAGGUCCAAUGCAAUUAAUAAGUUACUGAUAUGGAAAGCUGACAUUUCAAAGGUGUUGGAGAAGACCGAAUCUGAAAUAGAUUUACUUGAAAAUGAACUGAAGUCGCUGAAAUCUGAAUCUGGUGUUACAUGUCCAUUUGCGGUAUCCCUGGGCUCCCAGAUGGUAGGUAGUGGUGAAAAAUCCUUUGAAGGACAUAUUGGAGUCUCUGAUCAGGUCACCCGGCCGGUACCGUUGAAUAUUGUUGAUGAUGCCAAUACAGAGAAGGUGCCAUUCUCAACUAAUUUACAUAGUGUUCAUGAAAAUGUAAAGGAAGAGGAUAUUGAUAGUCCUGGAACAGCUACUUCUAAAUUUGUUGAGGCUCCGCCUGUUUCUUGUGGUACUGGAGGAGGAUAUGUUAAUUUCUCCCAGGACUUGGAUUCUGUUCCAUCUGCAGCUGUGAAAUACUUAAUUCCCUGUACUGCUAGGAAAGAUGUUAUUGUACCUUGUGUUGAUGGCAAGACUUCUUUGGAGGUAAAUGAUAGCAUGGAUAUUUUAUGUGGUACAAUUAUUUCUUCCAAUAAAGAAUCUGCCAACAAAGCUAGUGAGGUGUUUGAUAAUUUAUUGCCCAAAGAUUGUUGUAAGAUUGGGAGGAUGGGAACCAGCAGUGACACAUGCAAUCAGACCUUGAUUAGGGAAAAGUUUGUUGAGAAAAAGCGACUUGCUAGGUUUAAGGAGAGAGUUAUUGCACUUAAGUUCAGAGCUUUGCAUCACUUGUGGAAAGAAGAUAUGCGUUUACUUUCUAUCAGGAAAUGCCGACCAAAAUCUCACAAAAAGAAUGAACUAAGUGUUCGAACUACCUGUAAUGGUAACCAGAAGAACCGAUCAUCCAUUCGAUCACGUUUUCCCUUUCCUGCAGGAAAUCAUCUGAGCUUGGUUCCAACAUCAGAGAUUAUUAAUUUUACAAGCAAACUGCUUUCAGAAUCUCAAGUUAAAGUGCAGAGGAACACUUUGAAGAUGCCGGCAUUAAUUUUGGAUGAAAAAGAGAAGACGAUUUCAAAGUUUGUAACUAGUAAUGGGCUGGUUGAAGAUCCAUUGGCUAUUGAGAAGGAAAGGUCUUUGAUUAAUCCUUGGACACCACAAGAGAGAGAAAUUUUCUUGGAGAAAUUUGCUGUCUUUGGAAAAAAUUUUAGGAAAAUUGCUUCUUUUCUUGACCACAAGACAACUGCUGACUGUGUUGAAUUCUACUACAAAAAUCAUAAAUCUGAUUGUUUUGAGAAACUUAAGAAGCAAGAUGUUGGUAAGCUGGGGAAGACAUUUUCAGCUAAAACUGACUUGGUGGCAUCAGGUAAUAAAAAAAUCCGUGCAGGAAGCUCACUUUUGGGUGGAUAUGGUAAAGUAAAGACGUCGAGGGUUGAAGACUUCAUUGAGAAAUCAGGCAGUUUUGACAUUCUUGGGGAUGAAAGAGAGACUGCUGCUGCAGCUGAUGUAUUGGCAGGUAUAUGUGGUUCUCUUUCAUCCGAGGCUAUUGGUUCCUGCAUAACAAGUUCUGCCGAUGCAGUAGAAGGUAGCAGGGAUAGGAAGUUCCUGAAAGUAAACCCUUUAUACAAGCUGCCCUUGACACCAGAUUUAACUCAGGAUGUUGAUGAUGAGACUUGUUCGGAUGAGAGCUGUGGUGAAAUGGAUGCUACAGACUGGACUGAUGAUGAGAAGGCUGCCUUUCUUCAGGCUGUAUCUUCUUUUGGGAAAGAUUUUGCCAAAAUAGCUCGAUGUGUUGGGUCAAGGUCCCAAGAACAGUGCAAAGUUUUCUUCAGCAAAGGCCGCAAAUGUCUUGGAUUAGAUCUCAUGCGCCCAAUACCUGAAAAUGUUGGAUCCCCAGUGAACGAUGAUGCAAAUGGGGGUGAGAGUGACACUGAUGAUGCAUGUGUCGUGGAGACAGGCUCGAUGGUUGAAACUGAAAAGUCUGGCACUAAAACAGAUGAGGACCUGCCUUUUUAUGGAACAAAAACAUUCAAUGACGAUUCCAAUCCUGUGCAAGCUAGGAACAUGUCUGCAGAAUUAAAUGAAUCAAAGGGGACUGAUGGGACUGAAAUAGAUAUUGAAGAUGCAAAUGUGGUUUCUGAUGCAUGUGCAAUUGAUAUUGAUUCUAAACUGGGCUGUGAUGUUAGUAAAUUUGCCUUGUGUGGUUCUGUCAGUGGACAAACAACUGUAAUCAUUGAACCAUGAGAGAUUAAUUCUUUUGUUGAGGAUAGAAUGGUGGUUUCCGAGGUGUCUUCGGGAAGACCUGGUAAUGAAUUGGAGAGGCAGAGAGUGUCUUCACCCCGAUGUCUUGAUGAUAGAGAUAGUAAACAAGAAGCUGAUUCGGGUGUCAUAGUUGAUUUGAAAAGCCCUGUGCACAUUCUAAGCACUAUGGUAAAUGCUCCCGUCUCGUCAUUUGGAAAUUCCUGUUCAGGAUUGACUUCUAGUACUGAAAAUAAGCACGUACCCAUUGGACAGCCUCAUACCUCACCGUUGUCUGUGGACGAACAUCAAGCAUCUUCAAAUUCAUUUUUACAAAAUACUGUUGCUUCUGAUAUUCAGUGUGAGAAAACAGCUAGCCAAGAUAGACUAUCUUCUACCUGUGAUAUUCAGGUUAGCACGGAUGAGCAGCCCCCUAUUACUGGGAUUUCAUCAGACCAUGUUGAUACCGGAAGUAUUCUCCAGGGCUAUCCCAUGCAAGCUCCCAUUAAGAAGGAGAUGAAUGAUGAUAUGAACUGUAGCAGUUCAGCAGCAGAAUUGCAUCUUUUGUCCCAGAAGAUUGAACAGCCUGAUGAUCAAACCAAAAAAUUACAGUCGUUGGAUUCAGAUAAAACAUCCAGAAAUGGUGAUGUCAAACUUUUUGGGAAGAUACUAACCAAUCCUUCAUCAACACAGAAACCUAAUGUGGGUGCUAAAGGUAGUGAAGAAAAUGGUACCCACAAUCAUAAGUUCAGCAAACCUUCUGGUGUGAAAUUUACCGGACAUAAUGCAGAUGGGAAUUUGAAAAUUUUGAAGUUUGACUGUAAUGAUUAUGUUGGCCUUGAAAAUGUUCCCAUGAGGAGUUAUGGUUAUUGGGAUGGGAACAGAAUACAGACUGGACUCUCUUCUUUGCCAGAUUCUGCUAUCUUGCUAGCAAAGUAUCCUGCAGCCUUCAGUAAUUAUCCCACACCUUCUGCCAAAUUGGAGCAACCGUCAUUGCAAACAUUUUCCAAGAAUAAUAAUGAACAGCUCCUAAAUGGCAGUAAUGCCGUGAUUGAUUAUCAGAUGUUUAGAAGGGAUGGUCCGAAAGUGCAGCCAUUUAUGGUAGAUGUGAAGCACUGCCAGGAUGUAUUCUCUGAGAUGCAGAGAAGAAAUGGUUUUGAAGCAAUCUCAAGUUUACAGCAGCAGAGCAGGGGAGUGAUGGGAAUGAAUGGGGUUGGAAGACCGGGGAUUCUUGUGGGAGGAUCGUGCAGUGGUGUCUCAGAUCCUGUGGCAGCAAUCAAAAUGCAUUAUUCCAAUUCUGACAAGUAUGGUGGUCAGUCUGGGAGUAUUGCAAGAGAAGAUGAAUCAUGGGGAGGGAAGGGGGAUUGAGCGGCAAACACCUCUUUUUGCCGCCCUCUGUAUUAUAGUUUUUGUUAUUGCUUAAUACAGUGUAGGGCGAUUUAAUGGUUCUCAAGCCCGUCUUUUUGGUAAAAUAUUUAGGUGCUUGUAAUAUGGCAGCAGCUUUGUAUUUGUUGUAUUGGAUGAAAAUACAGAAAUAAUCUCUGAAAAGGUUAGGAGGGGCGAUUGCCAUUACCAUUGCCAAA